AUGGCAGCUCGGUCGCGUCUCUUCCUGCGCCUGCUCAUCAACUGCAUAGUGCAGUAUGAGCUCAUCCAAACAGUGGACAAUAUUCUCUUCUUCUCCUCACACAGUCGUCACGAGGACAUUGUCAUCGCCACAGCCGCGCAUUCGCUCUCGGCCGCAGUCAAUCGCAGUCUGCUUCAACAGUCUGCCAACUCGGAGGAGCGGCGCCUGCCGGAGGCGACGAUACCUGACACUUCGGCCUCGGAGAAUGAUGAACUGGUAAACGGAGAGCUACCCAUGAACAAGCGAGCCACAUACCCCUAUGUUUCCGUCGAAAAUCGUCUUCUACUCAUAAACUGUCUCCUUGAGUCGCACCAAUUUGCAAAGGCCUUUAAUUCAAAUGUAGAACAGCGGAACAUCCUCUGGGAAGCUGGUUUUAAAGCGAAGGCGAAACCAAAUCUUCUGAAACAGGAAACUCAUAGUCUUUCCACAGCUCUCCGAAUUCUGUUUCGCAUGGGAGAUGAGAAUACUUCGACACAGGAGCAGAUUGAUUCGCUCUUGGAGAAGACCAUCGCCGAUGCUGUAACUUACUACCGCGGUUUGAUCACUGAUGGUCACCGCCAGGCCUGGGACAGUUGUAUGCUCCUCUUGAUGGUGCGCCUGGUAAACAUGAAGUCACAGGAUCGCUUUGACCGCAUGCGGCGCCACCUCUACACGCACUUCUGUGAUCUCAUCGCCCUGCCUAACCUCUCACCGGAGGUCUCCGUGAUGCUUCGCGCCUUUAUGCUCAGAGCCGGUGGAGGUAGUCAGUAG
This is a messenger RNA of Dibothriocephalus latus, 789 nucleotides long. The record is from the annotation of a GenBank genome assembly. NCBI's taxonomy places the organism in Eukaryota, Metazoa, Platyhelminthes, Cestoda, Diphyllobothriidea, Diphyllobothriidae.